Molecule: messenger RNA, 2872 nt
Organism: Thrips palmi
Lineage: Eukaryota; Metazoa; Arthropoda; Insecta; Thysanoptera; Thripidae
Gene: l(3)72Dn
Product: U3 small nucleolar RNA-associated protein 4 homolog
Exons: 15
Coding region: 219-2411 (730 amino acids)
Biological process (GO): maturation of SSU-rRNA from tricistronic rRNA transcript (SSU-rRNA, 5.8S rRNA, LSU-rRNA)
Cellular component (GO): 90S preribosome; small-subunit processome; t-UTP complex
Molecular function (GO): RNA binding; protein binding
Source: RefSeq, a predicted model, not a curated record
AACCGCGCAAGCCAAACAGUGAAUUGAACCUCGGUAGAUUUAAAUUUCGCGGAAGUUUCAAGCUACUGUCACAUGGAUGAGAAAUCUUCUUAGCUUUAUCCUUGCACCAUGAAAAAUUCUGCACUGCCGAAAACACCCAUAUCCCAACGUGGUUUGAGUGGUUAAGUGAAUCACUUUGAUUUGUUUUUAACUUUGCGCCGGCUGAUCAAGUUUUCAGCAUGAGUGAGGCUCGUGUUCACAGAGUUCGAUUUUAUAAUGUGGAGCCCAAAGCAAUUCAUUGCAUGGCUUACGACCCGGAUCAUCGAAAAAUUGCUCUCUCCAGGGCUGACAGUUCAGUGGAAAUAUGGAAUCUUUACCACACAGCAUAUCUAGAACAGGUCAUACCCGGUUGUCCUCAGGGCUCUGUUGAAGCAUUAGCGUGGUGCAAGUCUCGUUUAUUCAGUACCGGAAUCCAUGCGAGAGUUGUAGAGCAUGAUCUGAAAACGUUGCAAACAAAGUACUCACUGUCAGUGACAGCUGGUCCAGCAUGGUGUUUAGGUCUCAACCGCCAGAAGACAUUUUUAGCAGUUGGGACUGAAGAUGGCUACAUUAACAUUUUCAGUGUAACAAGUGAUAAUCUGCAGUAUGAGAAGCUAAUGGACAAACAGGAAGGUCGAAUACUAUGUCUAUCUUGGGAUUCUUCUGGAGAUUUUAUCGCUACUGGCUCAGUGGAUGCCGUGAGGGUUUGGAAUGUGCAUACAGGUCAUGCAUUGCACAAAAUGACAACAGGGCGUAAUGAAGCCAAAAAAGAAACUAUAGUGUGGUGUUUAGCUGUCACUGAUGAUUUUACCAUAAUAAGUGGAGAUUCUCGCGGAAAAAUUUCUUUUUGGAAUGGCCACUCUGGAAUCAACACAGAAACCUACCAGACCCACACUGCAGAUGUCUUAUGCUUAGCUUUAUCAGAAGACCAAUCAACCCUCUAUUGUUCAGGUGUUGAUCCAGUAAUAGCAACUUUUACAAGGAUUUCUAUUCGAAGCUCUGUUCAGCAAAAUGGUUUGACGGGUGCUAUGGGAACUAAGAUAACUCCUUCCCAGCGUACUCAGUGGUGCAGGUCAGCCAAAGGGCGGAUUCAUGACCAUGAUGUUCGAGCCAUGGUUGCUUGUCAUGGUAAACUAUGUUCAGGAGGCAUAGACUCUUACCUAGCAAUCAGCCGACCACCAAAAGUGCUUGUGAAGCAUCCUCCAAUUCCUCAAGCUCCCUGUGUUUUGGUCUGUCCUCAGUCUCGUUGUUUGUUAUUAAGAAACACAUCCUCUUUAGAAGUAUGGAAAUUAGGUGAAUCUGAGAAACGUCAGAACACUAUUGUGGAAAAUGGAUCAAGAAACAGACAGAGGCGUCAAUCUGGAGAUGGUGGUUCUGCCCAGUCAAGACAAACAUUCAAACAAAAUGGUGCCAGCUCUUCUGGACCUCUGAGACUAGCGCAAAAUCCAGUUAAAAUAUUGGAGCUGAAAAGUCGGAAUGAUGAACACAUUGUGUGUUCUGCAUUGUCCAGUGAUUCUAAGUGGUUGGCCUAUUCUACUGAUUCUUUAAUCCGCAUUUACACCCUAAGUUAUGAGGAUGAUAACAACCCAACACUUGAAAAGGUGGCACCUCUCCCAGAAGAAUGUGUUCCCUCUCAUCGCAUGAGAUUCUCCUCCAAUAAUUGUAGGCUUGUCACUGUUACUUUAGAUGGACAAAUAGUGAUAUUUGACUUGACUGCAAAUGAACCCUCUGUUACCUUUAGUUGUGCUUUGGAUACAACUAAUUACUUAAAAGGUGCUGUGCACUUAUUAGAAAUUUCUGAGGACCAAAAUCUCAUCAUCACUGGUGAUCAUGAGAGUAAUAUUGUUGUCUGGAAAGAAAAUAAGGUUCACUGCUCCCUCCCUCACUACACAUGUGGUCCAUCAGCACUUAGUAUCAGCUCAUGUUCCAAAUAUAUUGUAGUUGUUUAUAUUGACAACCUGAUUGUAGAAUACAGUAUCCAGGAUAAAAAAUUGACGGACUUCUCAAGAAAACUGCAACACAAGCUCCCAAAUGAGUGGAUGGCGCGGCCGUUCCCGGUCCUGAAUGUGUGCUACGACCCCCGGGACUCUAACAAGAUCAUUAUGCACGAUGACAGCACGAUCUGCGUGUUAGACAAGUUGAAGAAAAUGGCGCAUCCCUCCGCCAAGAUCCCCCGCCUGGACCUGACCCUCAAGAAGUACGGCGCCAAGGAGGAGGGGACGCACCCCGGCACCAGCAGCGCCGACCACACCUUCCGCCUCAUCAAGUGCUACAAGCAUCUGGUGUUCUUCGGCUGGCUGGCCGGUGACGAGGUGGUGGCCGUCGAAGUGGAACCGCUGCAUCUGCUCAAGCAGCUGCCGCCGGCCCUGUACAAGAAGAUGUUCGGCGUGUGAUGAGUCGCACGAGGCGCGGGUACGUCGCGUGGACGUCGCGUGGACGGAGGGCGAAGUGAAGUGCUCACCGUGGAAGUCGAAGGCGCGCCCGGCGGGCCUGGCGGGCCUGGCACGCCACUUCUCCUUGAGGGUUUGAAACGGGAUGCCGCCCUUUGCCCUCUUCCCCAGCCGCAGUGAACGGAGAGCCCUCGAGCACUCGUACUGAGUAUCUUCUCUAGCCGCCAGCACCGCCACGUCCUCGUCGGGCCGCGUCGUCUCACUUGUCCGCCCUCGCCCUGUCAGGUGGCCGCGAGCCGCCGCGCCGCCGCGCCGUCUGAGACGCCCGGGAGGACUCGCCGACGCCCUCGACAUCGUGAGUGGAAGGAGGGGAGCGGUAGAGCGGCCUUGUCUGGCACGCGGCAGAUACCAUCUCGAUGGCGCCGACAGUCGAAGGCGAAAUGAAUCCAAACAAGUAUUGCUGU